GAACAAUCCUAGUUCAACUAUCACCACAAGCCUGAAACAUGCAAUAAGCCAGCAGCUCUAAAUUAAAUCAAAGCAAUGGCGCGCUCAAAAUCCAUCCGCGCUCCCACCACAGCCAGCCUCCCCAGCACCCUCUACAUCCCCUCAACCAGCCCAUCAGUGUCCAAAUCAUUCAACAAACUCUCCCGCCAAGCACUCCUCGAUCUCGUUUUCCAAUGGCUAGACGAUAACAACGUGGAAUCAUUUCCGCCGUAUCUCGAGCGCGAUCAGGUUGAAAACACGGACCCGGACGAUGAAGAGACCAGUCCGUACCCGGCCGAGCAGACGAUUGACGACGUCCGCAAUGCAUACCAAGACCUGCAGGACCGGAAAGGUGGGAAACGCGAGGUGAUUGACCGUGUGCUUGAGGGUGAUUGGAGACAUGGGAUUACGUUACGACAAUUGGCGAUGGUCGAUAUUUGUUAUAUGGAAGAUCAUCCGGCUAGUUUGCGAUGGACAGCGUUGGAACUUGCUCGUCUCGACGGGGUGGAAGAUACACAGACGGAUGAUGUAUCAGUAUGCCUCCCUCGUAUACAUGCUUCAACUUUCUUGAAGAACCUGCAGCAAUUAAUCGCGCCGCUCGUGAAAGCGCAUUACCACCUCGCACGAUCAAACUCGUUACCUCUCACGUUCCUACGCAUUCUAGUCACCAAUUCGCCCUACCAGCAUCCGCGCCAACAACCUGAAGUACUUAUGGAUUCAUCAAGAGUUAUCUACAUCGCCUUCCCAGAUAGCUGCCCGUAUAUAUACACAUCCAUUUCAUCGGCCGGUUCCAAAACCAGCACCUCUGCGACCACCGCUGUCGGAACAGAUACCAGAAGUCUACAACGCAUUGUCCGAGACGCUAUCCCCAAAGCCCUCUCCCGUCCCCAAGAACGAUACACCCUGAAAGCAACAUCUCUAUCAGCAAAGAGUCUCCAAGCCCUGCUCUCCCUCCGAGGCCCGAGCCGCUCAAACGCAGCAAACGGCGCAUUCAGCAUUUUCGCCGAUGCAGUCGUCGAAGGAAGCCCCUUGGACCCACGACCAGCUAACACAGUCUUACCGGGGGAAUACAUGAACCGUCGCGAAGAUGGGAAAGAAAACGAACGAACCGAAGACGGAGAUACCAAGAAUGCCGAUACCCACAUACCCAAAAAGCGCAAACUCGCUGUUCAUUCCCGCUUCGGUACCUCUGGUUCCCUCUCAUCGGCACCUCUGGAUCGUUUCGAUGUUCGAAUACUUGAUUCUCCAAGUGGUCGUGACAACCAAGAACCCUCUGAAGAUUCUCAGCCAACUCUGUCACUCACUUUCGCUGGCAAUGAUGUUAUAUCUGGGAUUCGCAAACUCGCUGAAUUAGGUAUCGUCGAUGCAGAACGUAUGCCGUCUUGGAUGACUGGUGAGGAGGGCGUUAGUGUUGCCGUCGUUCAUCAAGGGAAACGGGUAACGAAGGAUAGUGGAUGAUGGAGUUGAGUUAGGACAUCAUAUUUUCCAUCAUCUUUGUGCUUUCUUUCCGUAUUGAGAGGGUCCAUAAGAAAGGGCAGAAGUAACUGCGAUGUCAAGGCCAUUACACUUUGUUGGACGCAAUCACGUCCCAUCCCGCGUCUCGGGAUGAUGGACAGGCCAGGGUUCAACGCAGGAUAGUCAAUCUACGGCUUAACUGCGUUGGCCUGCAAUGCAUAAAACUGCAUCAGCACCUCUCUUGGAAUUCACACCAGAGCUUAAUCGGGUUCUUUUACUCCAAUUGAUCGAAUGAAUCAUCUUUUUGGAACUCAAUAGAAUAAGUAUUAAAGCGAAACUAGCAAAAAGGGUAUAUAGAAAUCCACAAUCCAAAAUAAUCCAUCCAGCACCGAAU
Molecule: messenger RNA, 1867 nt
Organism: Aspergillus ruber CBS 135680
Lineage: Eukaryota; Fungi; Ascomycota; Eurotiomycetes; Eurotiales; Aspergillaceae
Product: CENP-N/CHL4 family protein
Exons: 1
Coding region: 76-1476 (466 amino acids)
Biological process (GO): chromosome segregation; CENP-A containing chromatin assembly
Source: RefSeq, a predicted model, not a curated record